AUGAUCAAGGAACAGAAGACAGUCUACUAUACAACUGUUCUAGCAAAAACAAGAAAGGCUCCAGAUGACAUUGGCAAACAGCUGGUAAACGUAUUGAAGAAGUCAGCAGACGAGAGAAGACAAAAUGAAAAACAAUCUCUUGAAGAUCGGCUUUUCUUGAUGUCUCUGGUUGAGAAUUUCAACCAUAUUCCACAGCACAGCGAACCUUCAGCAAAGCGCCAGAUACUUUUGGUAAUCGAACAACACCAAUCAGGAGAUUUGAAGAACAUGGGCCACUGUCAUCAGGGAUCUUCACAAAGCCUUCGAUUUUUGGGCAACAAACAGAUCCUAUUUAUGGUGGAUACGACCAGGGAAUCUACCAGCAGGGAUCUUCAAUAG
Molecule: messenger RNA, 378 nt
Organism: Acanthoscelides obtectus
Lineage: Eukaryota; Metazoa; Arthropoda; Insecta; Coleoptera; Chrysomelidae
Source: the annotation of a GenBank genome assembly